AUGCAUGCCGUGAAGCCAGGAUGCUGUGGACGGCCGGCAGCCUCAACUGAUGGAGCUGGGAACGACUCGAGAGGGAACGGAUUUUCAGAGGUGCUGAACUUCUCCUCCUGCGCUUAUCACCAGGUCGCCGAUUUCAUGUACUGCCAUUGCCAGCAGCGGCAAGACUGGCAGCUCUUCAGUGCUGCUCGCAUGCUGCAGCAGGCAGGCAUCUUGGUGCUGCUUUGCACAGGGUGCAGCUCGGCAUGGCCUUUACCCUUCACGCUUUCAGACUUGUGGCACAAUCUGUACCGGUCGAUUGAUUGGGCCGUCAAGACCAUGGAGAUGGCCCGGAGCGGGCCUCCGUCGCCAGGCUCCGCCCGGCUCUUCGUCCGGGCUCUGAGCAGCUGCCAGAUCUGGGAGACGGAGGAACCUCCGACUUCCAUGGAUCCAGAGCAGAAGCCGUGGCUGCCGGAUGAAGCUGAAGGCAAGUCUUCGCCAGCGCUGGCGGAAAGCGAGCCUGAGCUGACGGAACGUUCCGACGAUGCCGAGGUCAGGGUUCUGUCGGCCGUUCGCAGCCAGAAGACGAGGGCCGACCGCGAGGCUGCCAACGGCAACCUGCGGGAAGCUUUGAGGCUCUACGACGAUGCCAGCUCGAUCCUUCUCUCCCUUCAGGAUGCCAGCACGGAGGGCGCCCUGAAGGCCGUUGACCUGCGCGUGGAGGCGCUCAACAUUCGGCUAAUGGCAGCCAAGGCCCUCUCCUUGCUGGGCGACUGGUUCCAGGCAGAAGCCCGUGCGAGCAAAGCUCUCGAGGCGGCGACGUUCUGCCCAGGAGGCGAGGAGCUUGCGGAGCUCACGGAGCUGGGGAUAGCUUCCGAGGCAUCAACUGAAGGCACUUUGGUCCACCGAGAUGCUGCGGAAGCGCUGCUUUGUCGUGCAAGGGCGCGGCUCAAGCUCGGCAAUGCAGCCGGGGCGCGCGAAGAUGCGGCCAAGGCUCGAAACUUGUUUGGCCAACUGCAGGACCAGCUGAAGCAGGAAGCUGCUGAUGGGUUCUUGAUGCAGGCUCAGAUGGUCAUCGCCGCGAGUGGGCAUGAUCCAAAGACACUGAGCCAGAGUUGCGAGAAGAGCCCGGCUUCAGGACCGCUGCAAGUGCAUGGGCAGCUGCAGGAUGUGGAAACGCCGGCCUGCAGCCUCCCGGCCCCUCUUUCCAAGAUGCCGCGACCCGAAGAGAUCGUCGGCCUGUUGGAGGAGAUGGACUGA
Symbiodinium sp. CCMP2592 is the source of this 1236-nucleotide messenger RNA. The record is from the annotation of a GenBank genome assembly. NCBI's taxonomy places the organism in Eukaryota, Dinophyceae, Suessiales, Symbiodiniaceae.